GGGCCGCCCGCGAGCCGGGCGGCGGCGGCGCCAUGGCCGGGCCGGCGGGGGCGGCGAGUGAUGUGGGAGCCACCUGUUCUGUGUGAAGGACAAGGAACAGACCACUUGAUUAAGGGAAGAAACAAAACAUCCCAUUAAAUGGAAGCCAUGAAGAUAUCAAAGCGGUUCUUCGCUUUUGGAAUUUUGACAUGCAUAGCUGUUUAUGUUGCAUACAUAAAAUGGCACUUGGGCUCCAAACCAUUUGUGGGAGCCACAGAAGGAGCUGCUGUAAGCAGGGGAGAUAAACUGACCCAUCAGGCAGUGACCACAGAUCUCUCUGUCUUUUAUGGAAUUAUGUUUGAUGCAGGAAGCACGGGAACUCGCAUCCAUAUAUUUAAAUUUGCACAGCAGUCAAGAGAGACUCCCAGGUUAACCCAUGAGACGUUUAAAGCACUGAAACCAGGUCUCUCUGCAUAUGCUGAUGAUGUCGAAAAGAGUGGCCAGGGAAUAAAAGAGCUCCUGGAGGUGGCAAAGAAGGAAGUUCCUAUGGAGCUGUGGAAGUUUACUCCUCUGGUCCUGAAAGCCACAGCUGGCCUACGGUUGCUGCCAGGAGAGAAAGCUCAGAAGUUGCUUGAAAAGGUGAAGGAGAUUUUUCAAGCCUCCCCCUUCUUUGUGAGGGACAAUUGCGUGUCAAUAAUGAAUGGAACUGAUGAAGGUAUUUCAGCCUGGAUCACAAUAAAUUUUUUAACAGGCAGGCUAGAUGAUCCACAGAAGAGAAGUGUAGGGAUGCUGGAUUUGGGUGGUGGAUCCACACAGAUCACCUUCCUUCCGCGCACCAAGGCAACUCUCCAGACAUCACCAUCUGGCCACACAACUUCAUUUCAGAUGUUUAACCACACCUACAAGCUGUAUUCAUACAGUUACCUGGGACUUGGGCUGAUGUCAGCAAGGCUCGCCAUUUUGGGAGGAGUUGAGGGAAAACCCUUAGGAGAAGGGGAAGAAUUGAUCAGCCCUUGUUUACCACCUGGCUUCAAAUCUGAAUGGCAACACGCUGAGAUAGUGUACAAAAUUAGAGGACAGAAGGCAGGUGAACCUCUGUAUGAGUCUUGUUCUAAUAAAGUGGCAAAGAUGCUCUACAAAAAAGUGCAUAGAGCUGGGGAAGUGAAGGACCUAGACUUUUACAUUUUCUCCUACUACUAUGACUGUGCAGCAGAGGCUGGUCUCAUAGAUAAAGAAAAAGGAGGAAGUUUAACUGUGAGUGACUUUGAAAUUGCAGCUAAAUACGUUUGUAAGACCAUGGAAAUCAGCCCUGGAAACAGCCCUUUUCUCUGCAUGGACCUCACAUACAUCACCUUCCUGCUGCAGGAACUGGGCUUCCCAAAGAGCCAAGGCUUUAAGCUUGCCCGGAAAAUUGACAAUGUUGAAACGAGCUGGGCAUUGGGAGCCACUUUUCAUUACAUCGACUCACUCAAUAGACUGCAGUACUAACACUCCUAGAAGGUGACUUUUUUGAAUUUCCAUUUUUUGGAGGCCUAGCAUGAAGCACAUGAAGCACCUAUUGAAGGGUGUGCUUUUGGCUUCCAGAGUCCUUUGGAAGAUCACCAUGAACUACACUCCUUUCCUUCCAUCCCCUUCCAAGUCCUCACCAUUGCUAGCUCUUUUUUACAGUGAAGAGUGUAAAGGAGAAGCCUUGAUUUGACAGCAUGUGCCAUCAGCUUAAUGUAAAACUUGAUCAUUUUGGAAGGAAAACCAGGACUCUGCAGGACAUCUAUGAUCUCUAUGAGAAAAACACAACUUUUUUGGAAUAUGCCUGUACUAUGUGCUCUCAGUGUGCUGAAGUCGCUGAACGGUCACUCCAGAAGGACCUCUUUACUGUCCUGAUUUCAGGGUGUUUUUUUCCUGUUUGUCAGCAGUUUUCAGUGAUAAUUUUUAUUUUACUACUCCUGUGUUCUAAGGUAAACUUGUGUGUGUGCAAAAAUGGUGCAUUUACACAUGAUGCUGCUGAUAGGCAGCAGCUUUGAAAUGCAGCAUGGAAGACACAGCUCUGUGUUCCAGUUGCUGAAGGAGAAAAGCUCAGGAAGAUUCUAGAACUGGAUAUAGGCUUGUGCCCUCUAAGGUUAAAGGCUAAUGCUGAUUCCCUGGCCAUUGGGAGGUGGAUGGUGGAAGAAAACAUCAGAUUUGCUGGAUGAGCAAGGCCUGGGAGCUGGGUACAAGGAUAAUGAUGGAUUUGACAGUUCUAGAGCUGGUCAGAGGAAGACAGAUAAACAAGAUGCAGCCACAAAAAUAAAUCCUGAGCAUGGCUCACUGGACUUUGCA
Messenger RNA from Pseudopodoces humilis (Tibetan ground-tit), 2295 nucleotides. RefSeq names its product ectonucleoside triphosphate diphosphohydrolase 6 (gene ENTPD6). Gene Ontology annotation, cellular component: Golgi apparatus. Lineage: Eukaryota; Metazoa; Chordata; Aves; Passeriformes; Paridae. The record is from RefSeq and is a predicted model, not a curated record. Gene Ontology annotation, molecular function: hydrolase activity.